AUGAUAGAAGGUGCGCAAGACGACGUCCAGCCAAUCACGAGAUUCCAGGACUCUCCUUUUCGAAAGGCGAUCCGAAAAGAGCUUCUGGCGGCGGGCUACACAGAGCCGACACCCAUCCAGGCCUAUGGGUGGCCUUUGCUGCUUAGUGGACGCGAUUGCAUUGCCAUCGCGAAGACUGGCUCUGGGAAGACUUUGGCUUUUCUGCUGCCAGCGCUUCACAACAUUUACCAAUGGCUCCAGGAAGAGGGCCCAGGUGCUGACGGCGCCGGCCCGCUUGCAUUGGUGGUCGCGCCGACCCGCGAGCUCGCCGCGCAGAUCCAUCGCGAGGCAGAACGAUUCGCCCGCGGCUGCCGCGCCGGCUGUGUGCAUGGCGGAACCGCAUGGGAGCCCCAAGCUGCCCUCCUGGAGGCCGGCUUGGAGCUCUUGGUCGCAACCCCUGGACGGUUGGCCUUCCUCAUGGCCCGGGGAGGCGAGGCAGCGGCGACAGCGGCUCGAGCCAUCGCGUCCUGCGGUGCACGCAAGCAGCUGUCGGAAGCUUUGGCCAUCUUCGAUCGCUUUGUCGCUGAAAACGGCAGCCCUACGCGCCAUUUAUUCUCGUCGUUUCUGAACGUGCACGUUCUUUGUGGUGAUCUCCGUGGCGCUGUCCAGGUCGCAGCGAAAAUGCAGGAGAAUGAUUUGCCUCUCGGGGUCGUCGAGUACACCACUCUGCUGAAGGGGCACCUCAACGCCGGCGAUGUGGAUGCUAGCAAGGCAGUGUUGGAGACCAUGAGCCAGGCUUCACCACCUAUCUACCCGGACAUACGUGCGGCCAACACGUUUUUGCGAGGCUGCCUCAAGCUCGGAGCGCUGCCGGAUGCAGAAGAAUUCUACGCCCAGCUCCCGAAGUGGGCCAUCGAGCCAGAUGCAGCAACGGUGAAGAUCUGGGGCCAGAUCCUGGCACAAGGUCUCCGGCUGAAGCCCCUUCAGCAACUGUGGAAGGAGACCGAGAGCAAGGAGUCCUCACUGGAGCAGCUCGACAAUGCCGCCGGGCUCAACUGUGCCAUUGCUCAAGUAGCUUGUCUCCUCGGUGCACGAAAGGCAGCUGGGAAAGCCCUCGAGCGAGCUGGAAAUGCCCUUGCCACGGAGCUUACAGCACAAGCCGAGUUCGACCGCUUGCGGCGACAGGAGCUGCAGCGAGAGGUGGCUUCCCUGAAGAAGGCCAUCAAGGCCGCGCCCUUUGACCUCGUCGCAUUUUUCCGCCGCCUCCUGGCGGCCCCUUCACAGCGCCAGGGACGAAAUUCCGCUUCAGGCGCUGUUACGCCCUUCGAGGCACUUCGACGAGGAUUUGGUUUGCCACAGUGCUUUGAGCGCGGGCUGUGCAGUGAGGAGGACUUCCAAACCCAGCUAGCCCGCUGUCUUCGUGGGGGACGGCUCCGCUGGAACCGCCUCUUCGGCGCAAAGAGGCCAACACUUCUGGAGGUCUGCUCUGGCACCGGAGACUGGGUGGUGGCACAGGCUCAGGCAGAUGCCGGCCGCGCCAAUUGGGUCGCAAGCGAGCUGCGAUAUGACCGGGCCUGGAGCAUCAUGACGAAGGCCGUCUUUGCCAGUGUCGACAAUUUGGCAGUGAUUGCUGGCGAUGCUGGCACCGUGCUGAAAGAGUGGGUGCUCCCGGGGAGCGUGGCAAAGGUCUGCGUAAACUUCCCCGAGCCUCCGCAGACCACUCGAAAUGCGAACUGUGACGAGGCAGAAUCCGAGCUGCACCUGCUGACCUCCGACUUUUUCGAAGAUGUCCACAAAGCUCUAAGCGACGGUGGCGUCUUAACGAUUUUUUCGGACAACCAGGAGUACAUGCGCUCCCUAGCACGAACUCUCGGCCUCCUACGUCGCCCGGGCCGCCCGGGCCCGGACGGUCGCCUUUUCGAGGCCUCGAGUGACGUGGACGCCUCGCACUUGGAGGAUGCCGAGGAGAUGUGUGGCUUGUUGAUCUGCCGUGGAUGUCCCGGCGAAGCCGAGGGCCAUGCGGCGAAGGUGUCUUCCCAGUUCGACCGUUUCUUUCAGCAUGGCCAGCACACCGAUCGAUUCUACAUCUCUGUAGUCAAGGUCCAGGUCACCAGCCAAGAUGACCAGCUUUGA
Messenger RNA from Symbiodinium necroappetens, 2112 nucleotides. Lineage: Eukaryota; Dinophyceae; Suessiales; Symbiodiniaceae. The record is from the annotation of a GenBank genome assembly.